Messenger RNA from Amphimedon queenslandica, 1655 nucleotides. RefSeq names its product coiled-coil domain-containing protein 6-like. The transcript is spliced from 8 exons. NCBI's taxonomy places the organism in Eukaryota, Metazoa, Porifera, Demospongiae, Haplosclerida, Niphatidae. Bases 92 to 1396 code for a protein of 434 amino acids. The record is from RefSeq and is a predicted model, not a curated record.
GAAGUGUGAAAGACAGAGUGACAGAAAAAGAGAGAGAGAGCGAGAGAGAAAAGAAAGAUCUUGUAUUUGUCUCUUUAUCUAUAGAGAAGACAUGAACCCUGCCGGGUUUACCGGGGUUGCCAGUGGAGGAGGGAGCAAGGAAGUGACUGGUUUAAAGCGAACAGGUAGUCUACACUCUACCGCUAGUAUUUCAAGCCUUCAGGCCAGCAAAAGCAGCAGUAUGGAGAGCCUGGAGAGCUCCAUGUCUACUAAUGAAGGUCCCCCUGAUGGUGAAAGUGUUCGUUUGGCGACGGUCCUGCAAGAGAAUGCAGUCCUCAAGUCAGAGAUGGAGAUGCUUAAGUUAAAGUGCAAGAACCUAACGGAAGAGAACAAACGGCUGAGGCAGGCCUCGGUCAACAUACAAGCACAGGCAGAGGCUGAAGAGGAGUAUAUCAGUAAUACUUUACUAAAAAAGAUUCAUUCAUUAAAGAAAGAGAAAGAAGCUUUGGCCAUGAAUUAUGAACAAGAAGAAGAGUUUCUUACAAAUGAUCUUUCAAGGAAGCUAGCACAGUUGCGUCAAGAGAAGGUGCAGCUGGAACAAACGUUGGAACAGGAACAGGAGCAGCAUGUGAGUAAACUGAUGAAGAAGAUUGACAGACUAGAAAAGGAGACAGUUGGAAAGCAGGCAACACUAGAGCAGCUCCGUCGAGAGAAGAUAGAUCUAGAGAAUACUCUGGAACAAGAGCAGGAGAUGUUAGUGAAUAAGCUUUGGAAGAGAAUGGAGAAGGUUGAGUCUGAGAAGAGAGAGCUGGAGACAAGACUAGGGACCACCCCUCCCCCCUCUCCUAACGAUCGGUCCAAUCCAGCUGUACUCAACUCUCGUAUUAUGGAACUGUCAGCUGAAGUUGAUAGACUUAAACGACUUUUGGCAUCCACUGAAGCACAAAACAAGGAGAAGAUCAGGGCAGUUGUUGUUGAAGAGAAAGCUCUGAGAGAAGAGAACGUUAGGCUCCAGCGUCGUCUGGUGAGGGAGGUGGAGAGGAGAGAGGCCAUAUCUCGUCACCUCUCGGAGAGUGAGAGUUCCCUUGAAAUGGAGGACGAGAGAAUGUUCAACGAGAGAUACAGACACACCUCCAGCCCCACCCCUUACUCCCCAUCACCAACAAGACGAUCACUCUCCCCAGCCUCAUUUCAUGGUGGUAUGACAGGACCAGCUGCCCCGGGGACUCCAGCUGUGUUUGCUGUUCCCUCGCCAGCUCACAGCAGGACCUCCUCACUAGGCUCCAAUCCACAACUGCACACUACACCAGCCACAGCGUCUCAACCACCCACCACUCAACAACAGAGUAGACUCAGAACCAACAGUGGUGGUUCCUCUUCAUCAGCUAAAGGUCGGGAGAGACCAACCACACGAUGAUAGAACAGCUAAAGUCCCUUCUCUCUCUCUCUCUCAUUGUCCUUUAAUCUAUUCUAUGAUUUGAGUUGAUUGAUUGUGUACAUACUUAUAAUGACAAAAUAAUAAUAGACACUUCCAUUUAUUGUUAUUAUUAUUAUCGUGUUGUCGUUAUUAUUAUUUCAUUUUGUCCCCAUUAUUCUCUCUCUCGCACACACACACAUUAUUGCUUUAUGUAUAAUAAUUGAUGAAUAAUUGUUGUGUUAUAAUAGUUGUAUCUUAA